GUGCCGUUUCGCACUCGCCACCAGUAUCUUUCUUGGAUGGGGAUCGUUUUUCUUAGAAAUUCGUUGGAUCUUACGUUAACACCGGUCUGGACCACUCAAGCUGUGGCGAUUAAUACCGGUAGCGGGAACUGGGAGAGCUGCGGCGAGAGCAGCAGCAACCUCUUCCCCUUCAGCGGUGGCGGCAACGACAGUGACACGGGUGGUAAGGACGAGACCCGCAACUAUGCAGACGCGUGCAGGUGUGCCUAUGGGCAAUGAUGAUUUGAGCUCAGGUCUCUCUUCCCCGCCAUCGGAUUUGGAUAAUUAUUCGGACGAGGAGAGGGAGGUGAAGGAGGAGGAAGGCGAGAAGGAUGGGAAAAAUAAUUCGAUCGUUUCCAGGUUCUUCCGAUCGUCAUCUCCGGGGAAGAGUUCGGGCGCUCAGAAGGCUCCUGGGAAGGCUAUUGCUCCCGUGAAGAAGGAGCCGACGCUUGGAUUGGGGGAUAUAGUACCGACACUGAUCAGGGAGAAGGUGAAGAAGAGGGAAAAUAUUGUGGAGAAGAAACCUCGAGUGAAGAAGGUUAAGGAUGGGGAGCGUGUAAAGGUUGAGGCUCCGGAGAAUUGGGAAGAGGUGUACGAGAAGCUUAGGGAGAUGAGGAAGAUGGUGGAGGCGCCGGUGGACACAAUGGGUUGUGAGAGGCUGGGGGAUAAGGCGGCCACUCCUAAGGUUCGUGAUGCGAUUAGGCUUUAGAGUCUGUGGUACGAUUGUGGUUAACGUGUACGUGUGCGUUGCAGCUUCGGCGUUUCCAUACACUGAUCUCGUUGAUGCUUUCCAGCCAAACCAAGGAUACGGUCAACGCAGUCGCCAUGAAAAAGCUUCAGGAGCAGCUUCCAGGAGGGCUUUGCCUAGAAAGUAUCUUGGGAGUGGAACCAAAGAGGUUGGACGAGCUUAUUAGGAUUGUGGGCUACGUCACCAAAUCCUAGUCACGAACGAUCGCUAAUGUCAUCGGGAUUUAGGUCGGCUUUCACAAUCGAAAGACGGAAUAUAUCAAGAAGGCGGCUGUGAUCCUCCGGGACAAACAUGGCGGUGAUAUCCCAGAUACCUUUGAGGGACUGACGGCCUUGCCCGGGGUUGGACCUAAAAUGGCGCACUUAUGCUUAUCUGCAGCCUGGGACCGAACCGAAGGGAUUGGUGUCGACGUCCACGUUCAUCGGUACUUGAGAAUGAUCACUUAAUCCCUGAUAAUAAGCUUUACUAAUGGUCUAUGUCUACAAAUAGGAUUUGCAACCUUUGGGGCUGGGUCAAAACCACUACUCCGGAGGGGACCCGGGAAGCUCUACAAGCUUGGCUUCCAAGGGACAGGUGGAGAGAGAUAAACUUCCUCCUUGUUGGGUUUGGACAAACAAUAUGUCUCCCCAGGGGGAGAAGGUGUGGAGAGUGCACCCUAUCGAAUGGACUGUGCAGAGCAGCGUACAUGGAACCAAAAAAGGUCAAAGUCAAGAAGGAGAAGCGAGUCAUUAGCGAGGGCUCGGAUGAAGACUUUGACGAUGACAAUUACGCAGCUCCCGAACGCUCUAUGAGACCUAAAAGACGUAGGGUUAAAGUUGAGGUCAAAGAAGAGGAAGAGGUGGGGGACGAAGAUAUGCUCGUCGCUGACAUCGAAGACGUAGUCCCAAAUUUAGCAAAAUUUCGAUAUAAACGGUAAACGAGUUGAUUAACGCAGGAGAGAGGGGGACGGGGGGCGGCUACUCCUACUAUCACACACCGGCAGUUGAUCAUAUCUUCCCGUCUCGAUCAUAUCGGCUUGUUGAUCGUUGCUGGGCAUUUAAACGAGUCAACGGAUGAUGAGCUCGAUUCGUUCCCCAUGAUGUCCCUGGGUAAAUAAGUAAGGAAGACCACGUUUAUGGGUUAUCCAACAAUCAAGCUUCGUUCACAUUUCAGGGCUUU
Messenger RNA from Tuber aestivum (summer truffle), 1924 nucleotides. The record is from the annotation of a GenBank genome assembly. NCBI's taxonomy places the organism in Eukaryota, Fungi, Ascomycota, Pezizomycetes, Pezizales, Tuberaceae.